AUGGAUAUUGAAUUAACAAAUGAUUCUGAAAAAUUAAUUCAAAUUCUUGGCGAUCGUAUUGAAGAAAUCGAACGUACACUUCAUGAUGAUGAAGAUUUUUGUAAUAAAGAUAUUGAUGCAACAUAUCAAGCUGGUUUAAAUUAUUUAAAAAAUUUUCAAGAAAAAUUUCAAGAAAAAUUAAAUGAACUUAAAAUAAAACUUGAACAAAUACGUGAAGAAAAUAAACAAAUAUCAAAACAAAAUCAAAAACAAUUUGAUGAUGAAAUUGAAGAAAUUAAUCAAUUAUUUUCAUUAGGAAAACAUCAAGAAGCUGUAGAAAAAUUUCAAGAUUAUGAAAAACGUUUUGAACAACGAAAUACUCUUAUUAAUAAUGUACCAAAAUUAUUUAUGAAAAAUAUUGAUAUUCAACAAUAUUUUUCAUUUGAUAAACCAUUAAGUAUUCCUCAAACUUCAACAAAUGAUAAUAAACGAAAUUCAUUCGAUCAUAUUAAACCAUUAAUUAAAAUACAAUGUCAUUCACAAAAACUUAUUGAAUCAGAUUAUAUGAAAUCUGAAGAUGAUGAAAAUAGUGAAAGAGAACUUAAAAGUCAAUCGAAAUGUUUGGAUACUCAACGAAGUUUACCAAAUAAUUAUUUUAUAAACAAAGAACCUAAAUCUCCUUUAUUAAAUGCUAUACCACGUCCUAUACGUUUCAGUACACGAUUACAACCAUCACCAUCACCUACAAGCAAGAGUCUAUCAAUGAAUGAACAAGAUUUAAUUAAUUCUUCAUCAGUACAAAGUAGUAUUUUAACUUCUCGUGGAAAUAUUCCUAAUCAUACACAAGUACGACAAGUACCAUCUUCACCAAAUAUCAAUUCAUCAUUAUAUCAACGUCAAAUAUCAACUACAAAUAUUGCCAAAGAAGAAUUAACUCUUACUUUAGUUGUAAAUUAUGAACAUGAGCGAAAUACAUCUGUAAUCAUGACAUCUAAUGAAGAUUAUAUUAUUCUUUUCCGAAGUCGUUCUAAUCAAUUACUACCCUGUUGUUUAAGUGCUAUUGAUCGUUCAAAUUUACAAGAACAACGUUUAAAUUGGCGUGAUCAUACAAUUACUUCAUUUGGUUUUAUUAAUAAAACUCAUCUCUAUAUAUUUACACAACGUAAUUUUAUAAUAUAUUCAAUAGAAUCAUAUACACAAAUUAAUUCAUGGUUAUUAUCAAAUAAUAAUGAUAAUAAUUCUGAAUUAAAUGAUCAUGAAUAUUCUAUUGGUAAUGUAUAUGAUAAAUAUAUAUAUUAUAUUGAUUUAAAUAAUAAAAAUCAAUGGAUAUUAUCAAUAUUUGAAUUUGAAACAAUGAAUCAUUUAUAUGAUUAUAAUUUAACAGAAAAUUUUCCUCAAGUUAAACGUUUUAUACAUAUUUGUAUUAAUAAUAAAUAUAUAAGUUAUCUUGUUGAAAUGGAUGGUUUACAAUAUGCUGUUGUAUUUUGUUCAUAUAAGAAUCAUUCUAUAACAGCAUUAAAAGAACAAAUAUCAUUAUAUUAUGCUGAAAAACCAUUAACAAUAUGUUCAAUAUAUAUAUAUAAUUUACAAAAAUAUAUUUUUUUUAUUAAUGAUCCAUCAGCUAAAAUAAUUCAUAUAAUAACAAAUGAAAAAUAUUUAAAAUCAUAUAAAAAAACAGCUCAUGCUUUUAAUUAUAUAGAUGAAAAUCAAGAAUUACUAUUAGCAUCAAAUGAUGGUAUAUAUUCAAUUAAUAUUAAUGAACAAACGAAAUUUUUUUCAAAAUUUCAUUAG
This is a messenger RNA of Rotaria sp. Silwood1, 1770 nucleotides long. The record is from the annotation of a GenBank genome assembly. NCBI's taxonomy places the organism in Eukaryota, Metazoa, Rotifera, Eurotatoria, Philodinida, Philodinidae.